This is a messenger RNA of Zasmidium cellare ATCC 36951, 2679 nucleotides long. RefSeq lists its product as uncharacterized. Gene Ontology annotation, molecular function: protein binding. The transcript has 2 exons. Gene Ontology annotation, cellular component: small-subunit processome; Pwp2p-containing subcomplex of 90S preribosome. Gene Ontology annotation, biological process: ribosomal small subunit assembly; maturation of SSU-rRNA from tricistronic rRNA transcript (SSU-rRNA, 5.8S rRNA, LSU-rRNA). The record is from RefSeq and is a predicted model, not a curated record. NCBI's taxonomy places the organism in Eukaryota, Fungi, Ascomycota, Dothideomycetes, Mycosphaerellales, Mycosphaerellaceae. Bases 1 to 2679 code for a protein of 892 amino acids.
AUGAAGACCGAUUUCAAGUUCUCGAAUCAGUUGGGAACAGUAUACCGGAAGGGCAAUCUGGUCUACACAAACGAUGGUACAUGUCUGCUUUCACCCGUUGGCAAUCGAGUCACUGUCUUCGACCUGGUCAACAACAAAUCACACACUCUUCCAUUCGCACACAGACUGAACAUUGCCCGAAUCGCUCUCCACCCGAAAGGCCAACUGCUAUUGACGAUCGACGAAAGUGGGCGAGCGAUUCUGUCUCAUUUCCAGAGACGAAUUGUCCUUUAUCACUUCUCCCUCAAGAGCCCAGUCUCUGCACUUGCAUUCUCCGCAAGUGGCAAACACUUCGCUGUUGGCUUAGGCAGGAAGAUCGAAGUUUGGAAGACGCCAUCAACCCCUGGGUCCGCGGAAAGUGCCACUGGAGAUGACUCGGGUGGUCUCGAAUUUGCCCCUUUCGUACGAUAUAGGCAAUACGUCUCUCACCACGACACUGUUCAGCACAUCGAAUGGAGCAGUGACUCGCGCUUCUUUCUCUCCGCCAGCAAGGAUCUCACGGCUCGGAUAUGGAGUUUGGACCCAGAGGAAGGAUUUAUGCCCACAACACUGGCUGGACACCGAACUGCAGUCUAUGCUGCCUGGUUCAGCAAAGAUCAAGAAACGAUACACACUGUAUCGAAGGACGGUGCGCUGUUCCAGUGGCAGUAUCUGCCUCCUGCAGACGUUGACCCCGACGAUGUGAACGAACAAGACGAGCGAUGGCGAAUCACCGAACGACGUUACUUCUUCCAAGAUCAGGCUCAUUUGACGACUGCCGCAUUCCAUCCGGCCUCAAAUCUGCUGGUCACGGGAUUCUCGAAUGGCCUUUUCAUGCUUCACGAGCUGCCGAGCUUUUCUGAGAUCCACAAACUCUCGAUAUCCGCUUCACAUGUUGAUACAGUAUCGAUAAAUCAGACCGGCGAAUGGCUGGCUUUCGGCUCUUCUGCACUCGGACAAUUACUGGUGUGGGAAUGGCAAAGCGAGUCCUACAUUCUCAAGCAGCAAGGUCACUUUGACAGUAUGAACACAUUGACCUACUCGCCCUCAGGCGACAGGGUGAUAACUUGCGCCGACGAUGGAAAGAUCAAGGUCUGGGAUACGACAUCCGGAUUCUGCAUCGUCACCUUUACCGAACACACCUCAGGGGUGACGGCAUGUGAGUUUGCAAAACGAGGAAACGUCCUCUUCACUGCAUCACUUGAUGGUAGUGUACGAGCUUUCGACUUGAUUCGAUAUAGAUGUUUCCGCACGUUCACAGCACCUAAAAGACUGAGUUUCAGCUCAAUCGCCGUGGACCCAAGCGGCGAAGUGGUCGCGGCGGGCUCAUUGGAUGACUUUGAUGUACACAUUUGGAGUGUGCAGACCGGGCAGUUACUUGACCAGCUCAGUGGGCAUGAAGGUCCAGUUUCAAGUCUGGCAUUCUCGGCUGCAGAUGGCAGUCUGGUGUCAGGCAGCUGGGAUCGCACAGUCAGGAUAUGGUCGGUGUUUGGCCGAACACAGACGUCCGAGCCGCUACAACUUCAAGCAGACGUAUUGGCUGUCAGUGUUAGGCCAGACGGUCGCCAAGUGGCAGUCUCGACACUUGACGGUCAGCUCACCUUCUGGAGUCUAAGUGAAGCCACACAGCAAGCUGGCCUUGACUCGAGAAGAGACGCAAGCGGUGGACGGAAGACGACUGAUCGGAGAACGGCCGCGAACGUGGCUGGAACCAAAAGCUUCGGCACCAUUGCCUACAGCACCGACGGAACAGUACUUAUCGCUGGCGGAAACAGCAAGUACAUUUGCUUGUAUGCCGUCGAGACUGGAGUUCUCUUACGGAAGUUCACGGUCAGCGUCAAUCUCAGCCUCGAAGGAACGCAGGAAUUCCUGAACUCAAAUCUGCUCACAGAAGCGGGUCCACGAGGCUUACUCGACGAGCAAGGCGAAGCUUCAGAUCUCGAGGAUCGUAUCGACAAGAGUUUGCCAGGAUCUAAGCGAGGAGAUGCAGCCCAGCGGAAGUCUGCACCAGAGGUGCGGGUACCUGGCAUCGCGUUCUCGCCUACUGGAAGAGCGUUCUGCGCUGCUAGCACUGAAGGUCUGCUUCUAUACUCGCUCGACACCGGCGCCGUCUUUGAUCCCUUUGACCUCGAUGUCGACGUCACUCCUGAAACCACUUUGCAGGCUCUUCGACGGACCGAAUGGCUGAAAGCAAUGGUCAUGGCCUUUAGACUCAGCGACACUAGGCUUGUGCGGCAAGUCUAUCGCUCAGUGGCCAUCUCAGAUAUUCGCCUUGUGGUGCGUGACUUGCCGCAAGUCUACCUGGAGCGGUUGCUGCGAUUUGUCGCCAAGGAGGCCGACCAGAGUCCGCAUCUAGAGCUGAACCUCAUCUGGCUGGAGAGCGUACUGAGCCAACAUGGCAGAUUGCUCAAAGAGAAGCAGGGCGAUUACGCAGAGGUCGUUCGGAUGGUGCAGAAAGCGACUGCCAGGAUUCAAAAUGAGAUCAUGAAGGUUGCGGACCAAAACACGCAUACGAUCGAUUACCUGUUGGCACAACCACUGAACGAUCCAUUCUCUGGUAUGCAGCUGAAAGCGAUUACUACCGGCGGGGCUGAGCAGGAGGAAUCGGAUGAUGAUGAAGAGAUGGCAGAUGACGAUGAGGAGUGGAUCGGACUUGAGUAA